Lutzomyia longipalpis is the source of this 1616-nucleotide messenger RNA. RefSeq lists its product as uncharacterized. The transcript is spliced from 3 exons. Lineage: Eukaryota; Metazoa; Arthropoda; Insecta; Diptera; Psychodidae. The coding region runs from base 46 to 987 and encodes 313 amino acids. The record is from RefSeq and is a predicted model, not a curated record.
AAAUGUUGCAGAAUUUUUUUUUUUAAAAAGCUUUUAGUUGUCGAAAUGAAGACUCUGCUGGUUGCACUUCAUUUCACAAUUAUUCUGAUCAUUUUGAGAGGUGACAAUGUUUGUGAAGAAAGUGAUCUUCCUUUCUACGAUCGAUAUCACAUUGCAAGACACUGCCAACGAUCGAAUAAGUCCGUUAUGGCUUUGGCUAAUUUUGAAUCAGUGAGAAAAUGUGAGAAUUUUGCAAGAGACAAAAAUGCUCUCGCCUUCAAUUACGCUCCACAGGAGAGAGGGACUCAGAAUCUGUAUGAACGUGCAAAUAAAAAUGCAACAAAGUACAGAGGGAAUAAGUAUCCUUCUGGGAAGGAUAUUAUUGAACAAUCGGAGGAGUACUACAACUGCCAAGUUCUAGCAUGUCCUGAAUUGAAGAAUUUCUCAUCAAUGAUCAACGAUACGCGCUUUGACUAUUACAGCCUCUAUGCCAAUCCUCCGCCUCCUGAUAAUGCAACCUGCUUACCCGGAAUGGGCAUGUUCAUCUACUACGACAAACCAGAAAACUACUCUCGAGCCUUCAAUGCUUGCCAGGAAAUAAAUGGAAGCCUUGCUGGUGUUGUUUCUGAAUCCCAAACGAAUGCCCUCUCUAAGCUACUCAAACUAAAAUACAACACAACCCACCAGGACAUGGCAUUCGUUGACCUGCGUGAAAAGGAGCACAACGAGACGACUAAUCAAUACACUUAUCACACAUCUGAAGGAUUUCCUCUAGAAUGUUUCGCUUUCAGAGCAUGGAGUCCCGGAUUUCCGCGAAAAUUCAAACAUGCCGCUUGUGUGACGAUCACAAAGGAAAAUUCAUGGAAAGUCGUUCCCUGUACCAAAAAGAAACCAUUUAUAUGCGAAAUUUUCCCCACAGGACCCGACAGGAGGAUUUCUUCUACACGAAAGUGCUCCAUUAAGAGGCCCAAUAAUCCUUCGGAUAAACAAAAUUCAGAAAGAUUUUAAAAUCUAAUAACUUUGAAUAAAAAAUAAAUUUCUUUGACUCUGGAUUGAGUUGUUCACGUACUUGAAAAUCGGUCAAGCCGUUUAGUUAAUUAAGGUUAUCUAAACUGUUUAGGGAUAAAUCAUUACUUGUUGAAUUUUAUCAACUCAGACUCGAAUUAAAGCUCUCAAAAACUGUCUGGUAGCCAAAAAUAAACCAAAUAUCUUGAAAAUUGCAGAAAAUGCAAACAAUGACGUCAUUAUUGAAUUUUUCUAAAGAUCGUGACGUAAUUUUUUUAAUUUCUAUGAAAUUUUUUUGCCGAAUUUCCCCACUGAUCGUAAAUGGAAAAAAAUCAUUUUAAUUUAAAAAAAAAAUAGUAAAUCUGUUUGGAUAUUUCUGAAACUCUUUUUGAACAUUGAUUGAAGCAAUGAAGCAUAUGCUUUAUGGGCUUUAUGCAAUUAAAAAUACAAUAAAGGCGUGUUUUCCUAUUCUUAAAUCUUUUCAGUAUGAUGUUCUAAAAGAAUUCUUUCUCGGUAUAUAUAUUAUUAUGACAUUUUUGAAUGAAGUCAAAACACGAAUGAAUGUGAAUAAACUCCUUAAAAAUUCAACCAAAAACAGCCACAAAAAUGAAUAAACUCCUUCAAAAUCAAAA